AUGAGUGCCGUGCGAACCAUCUUACACAUCAACUCGAGCGCCCGGAUGAGCGGAAGCGCGUCGCGCGCGCUGAGCCAGGCGCUCGUCGAUCGCAUCAAGUCGCACGUGGGAGAACGCGUCGUCAUCAAGACUCGCGACGUGGGGGCGACGCAGCCGCCGUCGUUCGUGAAUGAGCAGUGGAUAGGGGCAUCAUUCACGCCGGAGGAAAACCGAACGGAUGCCCAGAGGGAGACGCUCAGAGAGAGCGACGGGUUGAUCGAGGAGUUGCGCUCGAGCGACGUCGUCGUCGUCGGCGCCGCAAUGUACAACUUCGGCGUGCCAGCCGCCCUCAAGGCGUACUUUGACCAAGUCGCCCGCGCAGGCGUCACGUUCAAGUACAACGACCAAGGCGUUCCUGAGGGUCUGCUCAAGGGGAAGAAGGCGUUCAUCGUUGUCACGAGCGGUGGCGUUCCCAUGAACGCGUCCGGGAUGGAUUUCAUGACCCCGCACGUGGUCACGUUCCUCGGUUUGCUCGGCAUCACGGAUGUGAGCGUCAUCGAUGCCAGCAGUCAGAUGAAGCGCGACGACGCCAACGACGUCGCCAAGGCGGCCAUCGACGCCAUCGAUCUCGAUGCCGUGCUCGCGUGA
This is a messenger RNA of Ostreococcus tauri, 627 nucleotides long. RefSeq names its product NADH-azoreductase, FMN-dependent. The coding region runs from base 1 to 627 and encodes 208 amino acids. Gene Ontology annotation, molecular function: oxidoreductase activity, acting on NAD(P)H, quinone or similar compound as acceptor; FMN binding. The record is from RefSeq and is a predicted model, not a curated record. Lineage: Eukaryota; Viridiplantae; Chlorophyta; Mamiellophyceae; Mamiellales; Bathycoccaceae. The transcript is spliced from 2 exons.